Messenger RNA from Marmota flaviventris (yellow-bellied marmot), 6411 nucleotides. RefSeq names its product inositol 1,4,5-triphosphate receptor associated 1 (gene Irag1). Lineage: Eukaryota; Metazoa; Chordata; Mammalia; Rodentia; Sciuridae. The record is from RefSeq and is a predicted model, not a curated record.
GGUGCCAUGGGAGGGGCCUGGGGUUAGUGGCUACCUCACAGGCCCUGCCUGCCCAGAGCCCUGAGCGGAAGGGUGGGCAUCCCCUGCCUUUAGACCCCAAGAGCCAGGCUGCAGAGGAGCUCUGGCUCCAAGUCCCAGCCCCUCUCAGAGGAGGCGGGCGGCCCUCUGCAGCCAGCGGCUUCUCAGCUCGGAGCUCCAGAGCCAGAUGUAACAUUGACCUUAAAUGGUAAAAGCUCCCCAGAGUGAAGAGAGGCUGGCCAGAGGAGGAAAGGGGAAUAACUCAGUUUUAGAUGAGAAGCCCAUGGCCAGGCCAGGACUGUUUCUCCUCGACUUGCAAGAGACCAGCCAGGGGAUUCUGAGCCACCUAGGAUGAACUGCAGGACAUCGGGGCCGUGGUUGGGUCGUGAUGCCAUGGCUGAGAGAACUCAGCAGCCUGCUCAGUGCGUGGGAAGGACCCUAUGGAGUACAUGCUGUGUGCCACCUUGCACGCACUUCCUAAUUUAAUCCACACGACGGCCCUAAAAGCCUGCGGAGCCCAGGCCUCUUGGAGCAUCUUUGGGGCUGACGCAGCAGAGGUUCCGGGCACACGCGGCCACUCCAGCCAGGAGGCUGCCAUGCCCCACAUUCCCGAGGACGAGGAGCCCCCCGGAGAGCCACAGGCAGCCCAGAGCCCUGCCAGUCAAGACCCUCCCUCCACAGAAAUAUUUCACAGUCCACCUACAAUCGUCCUGACUGGGGAUGCCAGUUCACCUGAAGGAGACGCUGAUAAAAACCUGGCCAACAGAGCUCACAGUCCCCACAGAAGGCUGUCUCACCGGCACCUGAAGGUGUCCACUGCUCCGCUGACUUCUGUGGACCCUGCGGGGCAUGUUAUUGACCUGGUAAAUGACCAGCUGCCAGACAUCAGCAUCUCAGAAGAGGACAAGAAAAAAAACCUGGCCCUGCUGGAAGAAGCCAAGUCUGUGAGUGAGCGAUUCUUGACCCGCCGCGGGAGGAGGUCCAGGAGUGGCCCCGGAGACUCCCCAUCUGCUGUUUCCCCGCACCACAGCCCAGGAGCUUCUCCCGCACACUCUCGGAGCAGCUCACUCACAGUCCCCACCCCGCCAGGUUUGGAUGUGUGCGGUGGCUCGCAGUCCCCUCUGCCAGGAGCACCUCCACAGCAGAAGGGGGAUGAUGCCGAUGUCUCCGCACCUCACCUUGGCGAGCCUAAUAUUCCCAAAGGGCUAGCUGACCGGAAGCAGAAUGACCAGAGGAAAGUGUCUCAGGGCAGGCUGGCUCCUCGCUCUCCCACAGUUGAGAAGUCUAAAGAGCUUACAAUAGAACAAAAGGAAAACUUUGAUCCCCUUCAGCACCCCGAGACUACACCCCAGGGCCCAACUUCUGGCACAAGCAGCAGUGGGAAAAUGGCCCUGAACAGCCCCCAGCCUGGCCCUGCCGAGAGCGAGCUGGGGAGGCAGCUCCUGAAGACGGCCAGGGAGGGCAACCCUCUGCCCAGAAGUCCAGCCCAGGGCUCCGGAGGGGUGGCUUCACCAGCUCCCCAGGGAAAAGGCUCAGCCGGAGAGCCCCAGGGAUCUAAGUUUGGCUCCAAAGCUGAGCUGCGUCCCCCUGUGUCCCGGCCACCCCUGAUACGGGGAGUGUCCUGGGACAGUGGCCCCGAAGAGCCUGGGCCCCGGCUACAGAAAGUGCUUGCCAAGCUGCCUCUGGCAGAGGAAGAGAAGCGGUUUCCAGGCAAAGCCAGUGGCAAGCUGGCCAAGACUCCCGGGCUUAAAGACUUCCAGAUACAAGUGCAGCCCGUGCGGAUGCAGAAACUGACCAAGCUCCGUGAGGAGCACAUCCUGAUGAGAAAUCAGAACCUGGUGGGGCUCAAGCUUCCUGAACUGAGCGAAGCGGCCGAGCAGGAGAAAGGGAUCCCUUCUGAAUUCUCCCCAACUAUUGAGGAAGAAGAGUCAAAGAGUGGUUUGGAUGUCAUGCCAAAUAUUUCUGAUGUGCUGCUGCGCAAACUGCGAGUCCACAAGUCCCUCCCUGGAAGCACCCCUCCACUCACUGAAAAGGAAGUUGAGAACGUGUUUGUACAACUGUCCUUGGCCUUUAGAAAUGACAGCUACACCCUGGAAUCUAGAAUUAACCAGGCUGAAAGGGAACGCAACCUGACGGAGGAGAACACUGAGAAGGAACUGGAAAACUUUAAAGCUUCCAUUACGUCCUCAGCAUCACUCUGGCACCACUGUGAGCAUCGUGAGACCUACCAGAAGCUGCUGGAGGACAUUGCUGUCCUGCACCGCCUGGCUGCCCGUCUCUCUAGCCGAGCCGAGGUGGUGGGGGCUGUCCGCCAGGAAAAGCGCAUGUCAAAAGCAACAGAAGUGAUGAUGCAGUAUGUGGAGAAUCUGAAGAGGACCUAUGAGAAGGACCAUGCAGAACUCAUGGAGUUUAAAAAACUUGCAAAUCAGAAUUCAAGCCGCAGUUGUGGCCCCUCUGAAGAUGGGGUCCCUCGCACGGCGCGGUCCAUGUCCCUCACGAUGGGAAAGAACAUGCCCCGCCGGAGGGUCAGUGUUGCUGUGGUUCCCAAGUUUAAUGCCCUGAACCUGCCUGGCCAAUCUCCCAGCUCAUCACCCAUCCCCUCUUUACCGGUCCUGUCGGAAUCACCCAAUGGGAAGGGCAACCCACCUGUCGUCCCAGCACUGCCUGCACUUUUGGAAAAUGGAAAGACAAAUGGGGAGCCAGAUUGUGAAGCCUCUGCUCCUGUGCCACCCCCGAGCUGCCUGGAGGAGAUUAGCCAAGAGACCAAGGCCAGGGUGGAGGAAGAAGCCUACAACAAGGGAUAUCAGGAAGGUCUAAAGCAGACCAAAGAACUUCAAGGCCUGAAGGAAGAAGAAGAAGAACAGAAGAGUGAGAGUCCUGAGGAACCUGAGGAGGUAGAAGAAACUGAGGAAGAGGAAAAGGACCCGAGAAGCAGCAAACUUGAAGAAUUGGUCCAUUUCUUACAAGUCAUGUAUCCCAAACUGUGUCAGCACUGGCAAGUGAUCUGGAUGAUGGCUGCAGUGAUGCUGGUCUUGACUGUUGUGCUGGGACUCUACAAUUCCUAUAACUCUUGUGUGGAGCAGGCUGAUGGGCCCCUUGGAAGAUCCACUUGCUCAGCAGCCCAAAGGGACUCCUGGUGGAGCUCAGGACUCCAGCAUGAGCAGCCUACAGAGCAGUAGGAAACCUGAUUCCUAGCCAAUGCCCUGCUCCAAGACAUCAGCCACCACCUUGUCCCCAAGUCUAGUGCAUCAGGUUCAGGUCCAUGGACGUCCUGCCACCCCUCCCGUUGGGGGAUGAGGAGGGCUUCUCUUCACACUUGGCACCACUGUGGGAAUUAUUCAGACCACAGUAACUUGAUGUUCUUGGAGGAUCAACAAACCUGUUUGGAAAAGCAUCUGGUGGAUGAAAAAGUGACUGUCACCAAGGAAGUCUAGGCAAAGGGAAGGACUCCUGAUCCUAGCUCAGAUGGCUAGGGAGAAUUAAUACACCUUCACUGGGGGACAGUAAGAAGCUCACUCUCCCCUUUUCCUCUCAACAGUUGGGUACCAGGAAGAAUUGUGCUGAACAGCUAACAGUGGCCCUAAGAGUCAGACCUAGAAUUCCCAGUCACACGUGAAUAUGUUCCCAAUUCCCAUCUCAUUUUCCAUAACACUCCUUUGGCCUCUCCUUUUCCCCUUCAGAAUCAGUUUCUUUUCACAGAAUAGGAAAGGUUUCUCAGAAAAAUGGACAGGCCGGAUUUAGCUCAGUGCUUGAAAUGAAAUAUGGGAAGAUGCAAAUCAAGGUCUGUGCAUCUGUACACAAACACAACACCCACAACACGCGUGUGCACGAAGCCAACAACCCUCCAAAAGUGUGCUCUAAAGAAAUACGAUGCGUGUCAAGCCAACCCAUAGAUUUUCACUCAGUGUGGGGCAGUCACAGCACCUGUACAGUGAACUAUCCACACAGAAUGAAGAUGUUUGAAAACUUGUGGCUUCUAUGGCAGACUUUCUGGUCUCCAUGUCAGAUGCCAACUCUAAGCUGCUGUACAGCACAAUCUGUUUCCUAUUUGUUCUCUCCCUUUGAAAGUAGUUAACCCACCUCUCAAGUGAGCAAGGAGAAAUGGUGUGCUUUUAGCUUCAAGCUUUCGCUCUAGGGGGGCCACAUGCAAGGGGGAAAUUGCACUUUUGGGCUUCCGUUGCAACAGGAUUUCCAAACCUCGCAUACGCUCCAGAGCAUUCCCAAUUGUUCAGCACAGAGCUGAAGGAGCAAAUCUCCAAUUUGAUGUCACUCCCCCCCUUUUCAGCCACUGCCUUCAUCAGCCCUCAUCAGUUUGGUGGUAGUGGUGGGUGUUGGCUUCAGUAUGGGUUCUAUGUGGUUGCCUUAGGUUUUGUUUGCUAUUAUUUACUUUUGCAGCCAACAUUCAUAUAGAACUUACUCUGAGCCAAGAACUAUUCUCAGUAUUAUUUGAGAAUAUUAAUUCGUUUAGUCCUCAAGGGGGAAAAAAAACCUCUGAGAUGGAUAUUAUUCUUUCCAUUUUCAGAUAAGGAAACUAAAGCACAAAAAAAGGUAAAUAACUUGUUAAGAACAAACAGUAAAUCAUGGAGCUAGCUCUCCAAACAGGGUGGACUGUUUCCAGGGACUGUACCCUUAACCCCCCGCACUAUAUUGCUUCUCCAGUGGUCUCCUAGCUGGAUGCCUGUCCUUCCAAUCUCACUCACCCAAUUGGUCCUUCAGCUCUUCCAAGGCACCUCUGCUUCCCAAACUAUGGCUGUUUCCCAAACUAUUGAUUCCCAAAUUAUGCUGUUCUAGACCUUCAGUGAUUAGUUUUUCUCUUGCUGUUAUUUUCUUUUGUUCACUCUUUAGGGCCAAGUGCAAAAAUCGCCCCUCCAUACAGGCUUUAAUGACCUUUUUCCCACACUCUCCCUACACCCAAAAUAAUGGUUCAUACCCUCUGUGCUUUCUGGCUCUUAAGUAUUUUCAUUAUUUACCUAUACCCACCAUCUAUCACCAUAAUUUAUUUCUAUUAUCUGUUCCUCCAAGCAUUUUUCCUCAAAGACAAGAACCAUGUCUUACCCAUCUGUUGGGUAGGUACCUAACAUGGUGGCUGAUGCUUGGGAGGGGGUCAUUAAAUUUUGGUCAAAAGAAGAAGUGGAACAUUUAAGGUGGUGGAGAGCACCCUGGGACUGCUGAGAUUUUUGCAGUUUUCCCAGUACCAGCACCAGCACCACCUCCAUCUCUACGAGAAGAGUCACAUUUUUGUUGACCUGAGCUUGUUUUAAUAUUUCUCAGGCUAUUCUGUGAAGAGCAGGAAUGCAAUCAGGCUAGCAGCAACACUGUUUCCAAGUUCAAGGAUGGGCUCAACACAAUCACUCCCUUCAAAUAGUCACCUUUAGUCUAGACCCCACUUUAAAACUGCAUGUUUAUUGAAGGGGGUGUCCUUUACAGUGGCUGGAAAAUGACUGAGAGAGAAGCCCAAACCAGGGUUGACCAAGGAUGUGCCAUUAAGGUAAAGAGGUACAGACAAAGUGGAGGGACUUUGGAGACAUGGGUGGAUGGUUUACCUGGCCUCUUCCAACAGGCACAGAUACAACUGAAGAAGCUUUAGUUACACAAGGCCCUCAGAGCCAAAGGCAGGCUGUGAAUGGAGAUCCAGAGAGAACAGCUGUAGAACAAGACUCUAAAUGGCCAACAUCCAAUCUCAGCCCCCCAUAAAAAAGGACUAGGCUGAGUUGGCCCAUUGCCCACUUGGCAUAAGGUUCCCAUCCCUGUUUCCAGGUGAGAUAAGGCAAGGAGAGCUGGUGCUGAUAGCUUCUGCACCUCCAGCUUCCCCUACAGAAAGGCCCUCAGAGAACUUCAGACACAAGCCCUCGCCCACAAUACUCCAUUUGUGAGUAAGGAAAGUUGAGGAAGAGGACGCUCCAAACGGGAGCAUAAGAGUAGCCAUAUUUACAUAGGCAUGGCUGAAAAAGUACUCAUCAGUCUGUUUUUUUCUGGAAGCAAAGAUCAACCUGAAGUAGUUGUAUCUGCUGCCAAAGCAGUUGUGAAAGGGAAGAAGACCUGUAUUUCUAAUAUGACAUUGAUCUGAAAUAAAGUUCCCCUCAAAAUGCCUCUGACAUUGCUGCUGGAGCCUUAGAUGUCUGGUUGCCUACCUUCAGUUACAAAGUGAUGUGUGGUUUGCAUCAUUGUUGACCUCACCUCCUGAAAGUCCUUCACUUUCUGGCUGCCGCAAAGUUGUGUGUGCUGCUCCCCAUGAACAGCCUGGCAGAGUCAAAUGGGAAGGGAGACGCUGGAUUUGUGUAUCACUGGCUGUCAGUUGCUAAUGUUGUUAAGCCUCACACAGGUGUGCUAGCAUUGAACUAUAAAGUGUCACAUACCUGAGUUUGAAAAAUAAAAGCACAUUUCUAAACCUUU